CGCCAUGAGGAAGCAAAGGGGAAUUGAUCGAAAUCUGGAUGUUGUCCAUAGCGGUUUGGUACUCUGGCAGCAACAAAAACCAACAACAACCUCUUUUGGCUCCAUCGUUGGGCGUGAACGCAUUGCACGUUUAUUGUUAACUAAAGACCAACUCAACGUCCAAUUACCCGUUAAUGACGAGUCUGCAAAAGAAUUUGCAGAUGCUCAACAGCAUCAAGGGAUUGGACGUUCACCAGCAGCAAAAUUAAGCGUUGUAGAUUUAAAUAGUGAACAGCAAGUAACGCUUAGAACAGUAAAUGUGCCUAAAGGACCUGAGGGACUUGGACUUUCUAUUAAAGGAGGAAGUGAAGGGACACAUCGAGUGCCGAUAGUGAUUUCUAAGGUAAUUUGUUCAGCUUUUUAA
This is a messenger RNA of Meloidogyne enterolobii, 403 nucleotides long. The record is from the annotation of a GenBank genome assembly. NCBI's taxonomy places the organism in Eukaryota, Metazoa, Nematoda, Chromadorea, Rhabditida, Meloidogynidae.